UCACUCCCACCCCCAGAACUGAGCCUCUACUUUAGUCAAUCCUCUUUGCAUCACAUUUUCACUGUUUAUCAACUGGCUUCUGCGUUUACCUGCCCUUUUUCAUACAAUUCUUGCAUUUUUUGUAUGGAAUAUCCAAAAGAAUAUUAUCAAAACGAGUGGAGGUUUUGAAUUAAAGAUAAAUAAAGGUUGUUAGACUUUUCACAGUCUUGGGGCAUCAUGGCAGACGACGAUUUCGAUGGAGACGAGGUAGCAGAUGAUUUCGAUGAUGCAGAUGAGGAUGACAACAUUGAACUAGAGCAGCAAGAAGAGGAAGGAGAUAAUUUUGAAUUGCUUCAAUCUGGAGAAGGAAAUGCUGGUGUUCAGAAAUCCAAGAGGAUAACUACAAGAUACAUGACGAAAUAUGAAAGGGCUAGAGUUCUUGGCACACGUGCUCUUCAAAUUGCCAUGUGUGCCCCAGUCAUGGUGGAGCUCGAGGGCGAAACUGAUCCCCUGCAGAUCGCCAUGAAGGAAUUAAAACAGAGAAAAAUUCCGAUCGUCAUCCGAAGGUACCUCCCAGACCACAGCUACGAGGACUGGGGAAUUGACGAGCUCAUUAUUACAGAUCAUUAAACAUUUUUCAUUCAAU
This is a messenger RNA of Fopius arisanus, 625 nucleotides long. It is a transcript of the gene RpII18, whose product is annotated as RNA polymerase II subunit RpII18. Gene Ontology annotation, cellular component: RNA polymerase II, core complex; RNA polymerase I complex; nucleus. The transcript is spliced from 3 exons. Gene Ontology annotation, molecular function: DNA binding. NCBI's taxonomy places the organism in Eukaryota, Metazoa, Arthropoda, Insecta, Hymenoptera, Braconidae. Bases 217 to 609 code for a protein of 130 amino acids. Gene Ontology annotation, biological process: transcription by RNA polymerase I; tRNA transcription by RNA polymerase III; transcription by RNA polymerase II. The record is from RefSeq and is a predicted model, not a curated record.